Molecule: messenger RNA, 804 nt
Organism: Aspergillus ruber CBS 135680
Lineage: Eukaryota; Fungi; Ascomycota; Eurotiomycetes; Eurotiales; Aspergillaceae
Exons: 1
Coding region: 1-804 (267 amino acids)
Source: RefSeq, a predicted model, not a curated record
AUGGACGAUGAUUUCGGAUUUGAUCUGGAAGCAGUCAGGAUUAUUUCCUUACCACAGACAGGAUACUACGUUUCUGAUUUCAUCACAGAAGAUGAAGAGAAUCUCCUCUUACAAAAGGUAUAUAUUCCUUUCAUUAACUUUAGCAGACAUCACUUCUUAACUGACUGCGAGUUAAAAUCCGCCCCCCGACCCCGCUGGAAAUAUCUCUCCCACCGCCGUCUUCAAACUUGGCCCUCGACUCUAACCAAAUCAAACACCCUACUUAACUCGCCUUUGCCAUCAUGGCUCAUCUCGCCAAUCAUCCAACCACGCUUCAACAAACUGGGUAUCUUUGCUGACUCCCCGCACGGCGCGCCAAAUCAUGUCCUGAUCAAUGAAUACGUACCGGGACAGGGCAUUAUGCCGCACGAGGAUGGAAGCGCGUAUUACCCGCUCGUGGCUACUGUUAGUCUUGAAGCACCGAUUGUGUUGGAUUUGUAUACAAAACGGAAAAGCCAAGGCCGAGAGGGACGAGAUGGGGACGGAGCAGAAGAACAGCGGCCGCAAUUUCGUAUUUUGCAGGAGAGACGUAGUCUGCUGGUUACCACAGGCGAACUUUAUACAGAUUUUCUGCACGGGAUUGCAGAAUCGACUAGAGAGGAAGGGUUGGGGUCAGAGUCGGUGUGUAAUUGGGACUUGUUGCGAGAGAAAGAUCGGUAUGAGUGUGGAUGGUUUGAUAGGGCGACGAGGACUAGCUUGACCUAUCGGGAUGUAAUCAAGGUCGCCAAAGUGGGAAAUAAGUUCAAGUUCUUGAAUGGGCGGUGA